UUGGCCGACCCAAACAGAAUGAAGCAUCAUUUUUUGCUUUUUUUCCACUAAUCAGCUUUUCACGUUUGUGCCACUUUCCCAUUUUCAAUUAUUAUUUUAUACACAACCCUUUCCCUUCACCAUUUGUCUUCAAAUUACGUUUUUUUUUUUUGCCUACUAAACCAAACCUCAUUCGACCAAAAGCUUAAGGUUCGUGUACCUUAAUUAACCAAUAAUAAGGUAUUUUUCUCUCUUCCAACAUUUGACUUUGUCCAUUCAUUUACAUUGUUGCCGCUUAUUUGACUUCACAACUUAUAUAUUCAUAUCUCCUUCUGCUAUAUAUAAUGCUUAUGAUUAAUUGAUUAUAUCAUUAUCUUAAUUAUAAUUAUAAUCUUGUGUGUUAUUUUGGAUCUUUUCAAAUUUUAUGAUGAUGAGGAUUGGAUUUCAGUUUUUGAUUCUUGUGUUGAUAAUUUCUACAACAGUGAGAGAUAGAAUGGCCACAGCAGAUAAUGCAUACACUCUUGAUACAGUGAGGGAGGCUUUGGUUAGACAAGAAGAUACAAUUGUUUUUGGUCUUAUUGAGAGAGCAAAGUUUCCUUUUAAUUCUCAAACUUAUGAUCAGAAAUAUCUUGAAAUUCCUGGUUUUUGUGGCUCAUUGAUUGAGUUUGUUGUCAAAGACACUGAGAUUGUUCAAGCUAAGGCUGGAAGAUAUGAAAACCCUGAAGAGAAUGCUUUCUUUCCGGAAAAUUUACUAUCAUCACUUGUGCCAUCUUACCCUUUCACAAAGAUUUUGCAUCCUGGAGCCGCUUCGAUUAACAUAAACAAGUCCAUAUGGAAAAUAUACUUUCAAGACUUGCUUCCGUUGUUUGUUAGUUCCGGCGAUGAUGGCAACUAUGCACAAACUGCUGCUAGUGAUCUCUCAUUGUUGCAGGCUAUCUCUAAAAGAGUUCAUUAUGGAAAGUUUGUAGCUGAAGUGAAAUUCAGGGAAUCUCCUCAAGACUAUGAGCCUUUAAUUCAUGCUAAGGACAAAGAAGGGUUGAUGAAAUUGUUGACAUUUAAGAGUGUUGAAGAGAUGGUGAAGAAGAGAGUUGAAAAGAAGGCAACAUUGUUUGGGCAGGGAAUAAGUCUUAACAGCAGCGAUGACAACAAUGGUAAACAAAAGUUUGAUCCAUCAGUGGCUUCUAAAUUGUAUGAGAAAUGGGUAAUACCUCUUACUAAGGAGGUUCAGGUCGAGUAUCUGUUGCAGCGUCUCGAUUGAUUGAUGACAUUAUUAUUAUUUCAAUGUAAUUUUAAGAAAGGAACACAUGACAUCAUUGUUCAAAAGCAUCCUUCAUUGCUAAUUUAUUGUGACAUAUGAUUAAAAAAAUAAUAUUUGAUUAAACUAUUAUUCGAUACUAUACUUUGAUUAAACUUGAAUAUCUAGUUAACAUGCAUCAUGUUGUUGGUGCAGACACUUUGCAAUGCAUGUGGACUUAGAUUGGCAAGGUUGGAAAAAGCAGCUGCUAAAGAAGAUUGUGGAAAGAACAAGACUCGUGUUAAUUCUACCGGUUUAUCAUCUGCUUCUACUGGCUCACCAUUGAGAAAGUGAAGAAGCCUUGAUGGUUUUGCAUUAGAUUUGAGGAACAACUGAGGUGGCAUGCAUGCAAUACUUCGCAUGGAUUUAUCUUUCAUUAAAUAAAACCACCGGAUAAAUCCAUGAGAAGUACUGCAGGCACGCCACCUCAGUUAUUCCUCAAAUCUAAUGCAAAACUAUCAAGGCUUCUUCACUUCCUCAGAUGGUGAGCCGGUAGAAGCAGAUGAUGAGCCAGUAGAAUUAGCAGGAGACUUGUUCUUUCCACAAUCUUCUUUAGCAGCUGCCUUUUUCAACCUUGCCAAUCUUAAUCCACAAGCAUUGCAAAGGGUCUAAACCAACAACAUGUUGCAUGUUAAAUAGAUAUUCAAAUUUAAUCAUAAUAUAUACUAUGGAAUAAUACUGUAGCAGAGAAUAGUGUAAUGAAGGGGAGAAAUUUUAUAGUGAGGAAGGGAAGGGAGAGGAGGAAAUUAAAAUGGAUGGGAAUGUUAACUUAUAUUUUAAUAAUUCUGUAAAGUUGUAUGUGACAUUUAAUAUAAGAUUAUUUGUCAAUUAUAAACAAAUUUUCUUUUACUUUCA
Messenger RNA from Trifolium pratense (red clover), 2128 nucleotides. Its product is annotated as chorismate mutase 2. The transcript has 5 exons. The record is from RefSeq and is a predicted model, not a curated record. Gene Ontology annotation, cellular component: cytoplasm. Gene Ontology annotation, biological process: chorismate metabolic process; aromatic amino acid biosynthetic process. NCBI's taxonomy places the organism in Eukaryota, Viridiplantae, Streptophyta, Magnoliopsida, Fabales, Fabaceae. Gene Ontology annotation, molecular function: chorismate mutase activity. The coding region runs from base 404 to 1237 and encodes 277 amino acids.